Messenger RNA from Dimorphilus gyrociliatus, 2044 nucleotides. Lineage: Eukaryota; Metazoa; Annelida; Polychaeta; Dinophilidae. The record is from the annotation of a GenBank genome assembly.
AAUGAUAGCUGGCAGAGGUUUAUUCACGGUGAGAAAUUCGAUUGACUCUAGUUCUAUUUACUUUCAAAAGACUCCUGAAGAUGAACCGAAAAGAGUGGCAAAUAAUUGUGUUCCUUCAGCAAGAAAUACCAGAAGUUGUGAAGUAUUAUCAGCAUUAAAUAGUGAGCAUCGAGAAUUGAUUUCGACACAUUCUCUACCUGAUUAUAACAAAUUAAAGAAUGCUACUUUUCUCUACCCGGACGAACCGAAAAGUCAUUGGGACGUAGUCACGAUAAAUGUGUCGGGAAAGAUUUAUCAAACUAGACUAAAUACAUUGCAAAGGUUUCCCGAAACCAUACUCGGAAAUCCGAUUAAGCGUCAUAAAUUGUGGGAUAAUAAGCGAAAAGAAUAUUUCCUCGAUCAUCAUCGUCCGAGCUUUGACGGUAUCUUUCAAUUCUACCAAACUGGUCAUUUAAAGAGGCCUUAUCAUGUACAUGCCGAAACGUUUCUUGAAGGAUUGCAGAUGAUGGAAUUUAAUGAGAACGUAAUUACAAGGUACAAGGAAAAAGAAAAUUUGGGACCAAUUGAUACUAAACCAGCUCCAAUGCCUCGUAGGCCCAUGCAAAGAUUUAUUUGGAGAUUAUUCGAAUAUCCUGAUUCAUCAACCUACGCUAAAGUCAUUGGAAUCUUGUCUGUUCUCUUUAUCGUCACGUCGAUUAUAUCUUUUUGUUUGGAGACUAUUCCGUCUUACUCCGCACUACAAUGCAGAAACAACACUGAUAACAAAUUGGUUCAGAAUUUUGAGAAUCCGUUCUUUAUCAUAGAGACGAUUUGUAUUUUUUGGUUUAGCAUAGAGUUCAUUUUCAGAGUUGGUAGUUGCCCGGAUAAAUUGGAUUUUGCAAAAAAUCUAUUGAAUAUCCUUGAUCUUGUCAUAAUUAUACCCUAUUAUAUAGGAUUAAUCGUCUCUCUAAUAAGUAACGAAUGUCCCGAAGGUAAAAAGGGUUCACCACUAAUUUUUCUCCGAGUAUUAAGGAUAUUCCGGGUUUUCAAGCUAUCGAAGCACUUUGAAGGCCUCCUCGUUUUAGGUAUGACCCUAAAGGCCAGCCUGAGGGAAAUAGGGCUGUUUAUAUUCUUCGUCUGCGUUGGUGCGACAAUUUUUGCAGGGGCUAUCUACUAUGCAGAAUCUUCAACAGCAGAUUCUCAGAUUCAAUCCAUACCGGAAGGAAUGUGGUGGGCCGUCGUAACUAUGACGACGGUCGGAUACGGAGACGUCGUCCCUUCUAGUUACUGGGGUAAAUUGGUUGGAGCCGCUUGCGUUGUUGUAGGAGUGUUUACCCUCGCCAUUCCAUUACCAGUUAUUGUUAAUAAUUUCGCUGUUUACUAUAAGAGAAUCACUGGGAGAGGGUACCAACCAGUUCGUACCAGACUGUGGUUAGGUAUGAAUCGAAUAAUCGAAUUCUAUAGAAUAUACGAGGACGGCGUUUCAAACAAUUAUCCACUUUAUUUCAUCGUUGGAACUGUAACAGCUGUCGUUUUAUUGUUUGUAAAAGAUAUUGUCUAUAUCUCUAUAAAUCUCCACGAUUCCCCUAAAUCUAUUAGCUUAGGCGCCAAUGGAGGAAUAGGCUACGAAGUAGCUAAAGAAUGUUUGAAGAGAAACGCCCAUGUGAUAGUCGUUUGUUCGACGAUCGAAAAGUCAGCCAGUACAGCCGCUAGGCUAUUUCUGGAUACUCAUUGCCAAAGAAUUGAUAGUUAUCAAGCGAAUUUGGCUAGUUUUCAUGAGGUAAAUGCUUUAGCAAAGAGGGUGCUGGACGAGUACGUCUUUAUCGAUGUAUUAAUCAACAAUGCAGCGACUAUGGAAAAUAAAUUGAUAAUUACGAAGGAUGGGUUUGAACGAACGAUGCAAGUUAAUUUUCUUUCCGCCGUCUUACUCUGCAAGUUACUCAGUCAACGGAACAAAUUGCUGAAUGUAAUUAACGUGGGAAAUGGCCCGGAAGAUAUGAAGUUUACAGCUGCAGCAAACUGGCCACGUAUCUUUGCUGCAGCAAGUUUUACAGCAAAGAAAUAA